AUGGACGACACCCUCAAGAAGUCCGUCGCGGCGUCCGUGGGCGCAGUCAUCACGUCCUUCGUGGUGCCGCUCGAGGUAGUGAAGACGCGCUUGCAGGUUCAAGCACCCGCUGUGGCUCAUGUAUCGCCAGCUGUGCAAAAGUGCCCAUACUACAAUUUCUCCAAUGGAUUAAUGGAUACGAUGCUACCCAAGCAGCGUCUUCUAAAGCAAUGCAAAUGUUCACCACAGCAGAUCUGCUCGCCGCCCAAGCCUGACAGCACGCUAUUUACAAUGGCUCGCAUCGUGCGGCUUGAAGGCCCAUUGGCGCUGUAUGCCGGAUUACCGCCCACACUGCUUACGGCUAUCCCGUCAACUGCCGUGUACUUCACCUCGUACGAAAUGCUGCUCCAACGCCUUAAAACAGCUUUUCCGGAGCAAAACCAUGGUCUUUUGGCGAUGGCAUCCGGUAGCAUUGCACGUGCAGCUGCGACCACGAUCUUCUCUCCUUUCGAGUUGAUUCGCGUCCAGAUGCAAGCUGUCGCCAAUGCGCAUCCGUUCGCGACAUACGUGCGGCUAGUAUGGCAAGGCGGGGUCCGGCAGCUGUUCGCUGGUCUUGGCGCCACAUUAGCAAGGGAUAUUCCAUUCUCGGCCUUCUACUGGUACGGCAUUGAGACGUCCAAGGAGUUUCUGACUGACCGAGUCCCUAUCGCCGACGCCCAGACGAAGCGAGUCUCGGUCGCCUUUAUCUCAGGUGUACUGGCCGGCGUAUUGGCCACAAUCUCCACUCACCCAUUCGAUGUGGUGAAAACGCGGUCGCAGCUGGCCGUAUACUCAAAAGAUAUGGCUCCAGUGCCAUCGUUUGCACAGCUGCUACGACAGGUGUGGGAAUCUGAGGGCGCUCGGGGCAUGACAGCCGGAUUGGUGCCGCGAGUCGUUAAAGUCGCACCAGCGUGCGCCAUUAUGAUUUCUUCGUACGAGGCCAUUAAGCAGGCCUUCAACGUGGAGUAA
Messenger RNA from Phytophthora infestans T30-4, 987 nucleotides. Its product is annotated as Mitochondrial Carrier (MC) Family. Bases 1 to 987 code for a protein of 328 amino acids. Gene Ontology annotation, biological process: mitochondrial transmembrane transport. Lineage: Eukaryota; Oomycota; Peronosporomycetes; Peronosporales; Peronosporaceae. The record is from RefSeq and is a predicted model, not a curated record. The transcript has 3 exons.